This is a messenger RNA of Harmonia axyridis, 919 nucleotides long. RefSeq names its product protein DPCD-like. Lineage: Eukaryota; Metazoa; Arthropoda; Insecta; Coleoptera; Coccinellidae. The coding region runs from base 1 to 810 and encodes 269 amino acids. The transcript has 3 exons. The record is from RefSeq and is a predicted model, not a curated record.
AUGAAUAAUGAAUUAAUUCUGCAAAAGAACAGAUUGUAUAGAAUCCAGACGGGUGUGAAAUUGGGAGCAUUUAAUGUAUCUAGGGUUGAGGUUACGAGUAACAACAACCAAUUCCAUAGAAACGCCCACCUAUCGAUCAAACUUCACUCUCUACUAUGUGAGAAAAAUUCGUCAUCCUUCUGUCACUUCAUUGUAGUCAAAAUGAGGAGUUGGUUGGACGAAUUAAAAGAUGCGAAAAAGUCUGCUAUAGCAGACCAAAUGCUCAAAAAAGUACUGUACGAAUUGAAGGAUGGAAGAGAAUUGGUGGAAGAAUAUGAUCUUCAGUCGAAUUUAGUCACUCGAAGAGCUUGGAAGGUUAAGGACCAGCUUGGAAAACAGAAGGAAUGGGAUAUAGAAUUGGGUGACCCAGAACCUAACUCGGAAGAUUUGAGUCGGGUUUCCAUCAAGGAAAAUGCUAGUCAGCCCAUAGUUAGUAGAAGAAAUACAAAAACGAGCCUAGAAUGGAGAAUACGGAAUCUUCCUUAUCCAAUAGAAACAUAUUCAAUAACCUCUGAUGAAGAGAAAAAUACAAUAAUCGUGAGGACAACAAAUAAGAAAUACUUCAAAUCUUUAACAAUUCCAGAACUGGCAAGACUAAACGUACCUCCUAGACAAGAUAACAUUUCUUUCAUUCACAAAUUCAACACCCUUAUCAUAACUUACAAGAAACCGAAGGAGUUGUUAGAGUUCGAAAAAGCCGUCUUGGAAAUUGCGAAAAGAGUUGAAACAAAGCAACAGAAGUUCGACCCCAACAGCUGCAAGCAAAGCUAAAGAUUAUCAAGAGACCUAUUUUCCUGGUGUAUUUUAUGUUCUUCAUUCAUAUCACCUAUUUUUGGCUUUUCUGUAGAUUGAAUCUAAUUUUAUUAUGUUUUAAUUGACU